AUGACAGCGUCAUCAAUACCCAACCUCUCCACCUUCCGCCGCGGAGGCUCACGUCUCCGGGGCCGCGGACAUGGCGACAAUCCCUCAACCCCCACCACCACGACCGAUCACCGCAUCGCCAACCCACCCCACCCCUCCGCCAUCAAAGACCGCAUCAUCCGCGCCACCGACACCGACGCCGCAACAUCCCGCCUCUCCGCCGUAAAGGCCGGCUACCUGGACGACCCAUUCGCCCACCACCUCUACUCACACGUCUCCGUUGACGGAAAGUCGCCUCGUCGACUCCCACUGAUGAAUCGUGGGACGUAUACGCGGACGGUGGCGGAAGCAAAUCAUCAGCUAGGUGCUGGGAGCGAUACGCGCUUCUUUCGAUUGCGGAGGAAAUACCCCGGGUUGGAUUUGAUGUAUUACGAGCUGGACAUGUUGCAGAACGUGCAGGCCAAGAUCCGACAUCUGCGGUCUGCGGCAUUUGCGAAGGCGUACGAGGAGCACUGUCACAGGAAAUGGGAAUUCACUGUCUCGGAGUCUGCUGAGGGAGAGGCCACAUCGUUACAGGCGAAUGGAUACACACUGAUGGCAAUGAAUUUGCGCGAAUUAGUGAAAGCAACUACCUCAGACGACGGUCCAGCCACGACACCACCACAGACAUCAACCCUGCAGUUUGAUGCGGCUGUUCCGACACUGCUGCUUUCUGAGAUGGCGCUCUGCUACCUAACACCAAGCUGGACAACCCAAAUCCUCAACCACUUCACCCACACCCUCGUUCCGCCACCAACGCCCCUAUCCAUCGUCCUGUACGAGCCUAUAAACCCACACACCGCCUUCGGCCGCACUAUGACUUCGAACCUCGCCUCCCGCGGAAUCUCUCUGCCUACUCUCGAGGCCUUCGUGAACGGCCAAGAAGCAGUAGAUCUGAGCUGGGUGUGGAAGAACUGGGUCGAUGAGGAGGAGAAAGAGCGGGUCGGGGAGCUGGAGUGGAUGGACGAGGUGGAGGAGAGUGAGUUGUUGGGGUCGCACUAUGCGCUGAUUUGGGGGUGGCGGAGUGGGAGGCAGGUCCAGGGCCAGUCGAUGUGGGCGGAGCUGAAGACGCCGGAGGGUGGGAGAUGA
This is a messenger RNA of Cyphellophora attinorum, 1107 nucleotides long. RefSeq names its product Leucine carboxyl methyltransferase 1. NCBI's taxonomy places the organism in Eukaryota, Fungi, Ascomycota, Eurotiomycetes, Chaetothyriales, Cyphellophoraceae. The transcript is spliced from 3 exons. Gene Ontology annotation, molecular function: protein C-terminal leucine carboxyl O-methyltransferase activity. Gene Ontology annotation, biological process: C-terminal protein methylation. The record is from RefSeq and is a predicted model, not a curated record. Bases 1 to 1107 code for a protein of 368 amino acids.